Messenger RNA from Ylistrum balloti, 3077 nucleotides. RefSeq names its product ferrochelatase, mitochondrial-like. Bases 6 to 1250 code for a protein of 414 amino acids. The transcript has 11 exons. Gene Ontology annotation, biological process: heme biosynthetic process. The record is from RefSeq and is a predicted model, not a curated record. Gene Ontology annotation, molecular function: protoporphyrin ferrochelatase activity. Lineage: Eukaryota; Metazoa; Mollusca; Bivalvia; Pectinida; Pectinidae.
AACACAUGUUGAGGAAACUGUCUACCGAACUACUUUACUCAAGUCACAGUCGUAUGACUGCAUCUCGGAUUUUACCAGCUGUCAUAAACAACAACAACACAUCAUGUCGUCAUGCCAGCUCAUCUCAAAAGCCAAAAACAGGAAUACUUAUGCUAAAUAUGGGUGGACCAGAGAAGCUAGCAGAUGUGGAGGGCUUUCUUACUAAUUUAUUCCUGGACCGGGACUUGAUGACCUUGCCAGCACAGAACGUACUGGCUCCACGGAUAGCUAAGCGACGCACCCCCAAGAUUCAAGAGCAGUAUAAAGAGAUAGGAGGGGGUUCUCCAAUCAAACGCUGGACAGAGACACAAGGCAAGGGCAUGGUGGAAAUCCUGGACCGUAUCUGUCCUGAAUCUGCUCCACACAAAUUUUACGUUGGUUUCCGUUAUGUAAAUCCUCUGACAGAAGAUGCCAUUGAUCAGAUGGAGAGUGAUGGUAUAGAGCGAGGGGUUGUCUUCACACAAUACCCACAAUACAGCUGUUCUACAACAGGAAGUAGUAUCAAUGCUUUCUACAGACACUAUGCCUCUAGAGGAGUUCCUAGUAAUAUCAGAUGGAGUGCCAUAGACAGAUGGCCUACACAUCCAGGAUUAGUACAGGCCUUUGCUGAAAAUAUACAAAAACAGCUAGAUAGAUUUCCAAAGGAGGACAAAGACAAAGUGGUCAUCUUGUUUUCUGCUCACUCCUUACCACUGAUGGUAGUGAACAGAGGGGAUCCUUACCCAGCUGAGGUUGCUGCCACAGUCAGUCGUGUGAUGGAGGCCCUCGGGUACUGUAAUCCUUACAGACUAGUCUGGCAGUCUAAAGUGGGUCCAUUACAAUGGUUAAGUCCCCAGACAGAUGUUGCCAUAGAAGGUCUGGCUCAGCGGGGUCAGAAAAACAUACUACUCGUCCCCAUCGCUUUUACCAGUGACCACAUAGAGACGCUGUUUGAACUAGAUCUGGAGUAUGGCACAGAACUUAGUGCUAAGCAUGGUAUCACCAUCAAGAGAGCUGACGCCAUGAAUGGUAGUCCUACCUUUAUACAGGCACUGGCUGACCUAGUGAAGAACCAUCUUGCCUCAAACCAGUCCUGCAGCAAGCAGCUGCCACUUCGCUGUCCGAUGUGUACUAAUGCCACUUGUGGAAAGGCUAAGGAGUUUUUUGUUAAACAACAACAACUUCUGGACAUGGGUGUGAGCAGCACAGAAACAGUGCAUGUGACUGCCUGACUUGUCUGAUAGGUUCUGUGUGAUUGUGAAUGUAUGUUUGAAGUUCUACAGAUCUCUUACACUUAUCUGUUCCUCAGGAGUGAAAAUGUUGUCAGAUAUUUAACAAGUUUCAAUGUGAUACUCAUUAUCGGAGAGAGUUUAAAAUUUAUUUUGUGCAGCGAAGAAAGUGAACAUGAGAAGCGUAUGAUUGUAAGCUCCAGUCAAGCUUUUCUUGUAGUACGUUAAACGGUUAUCACAUACAUACCAGUAUGGUAUACUGUUAACUUCUACUCCUAUUACAGUCAAACUUUGAUGUUUCGCAGUUCAAGGAACUACCAAAUAACCUUUAGCUUUCGGUCUGUGAAAAACUUUGAUAAUCGAAAAGUUCGAUUUAUAAAACUUUGAUAAUCGAAAAGUUCGAUUUAUAAAACUUUGAUAAUCGAAAAGUUCGAUUUAUAAAACUUUGAUAAUCGGAAAGUUCGAUUUAUAAAACUUUGAUAAUCGAAAAGUUGGAUUUAUAAAACUUUGAUAAUCGAAAAGUUCGAUUUAUAAAACUUUGAUAUUCGAAAAGUUAGAUUUAUAAAACUUUGAUUCAUAAAGGGGUAAAUUAGAAGUAAAACAAACAAUUUUGAUAUAUUAAGAAAUUUGAAUGAUCAAAGUUCGAUUCAUAGAAGUUUGACUGUAUUGAGUGUCCUUGUAAGCAUGGUGUAUAUAUCACCAACUUGAGCUGAUUUGAUUCCUUAUUCAGAAGUAAUGAGGAACAUUGAUAUUUAUGUUAAGAUGGCAUUUUUCUUAUUUUCUUUUUUGUUUGUCAUACUGUUUUCAAGUUUAUCAUGUCAUUAUUUUGCUGUGUUGAUGGUAUUAUGAUUAAGCAGGACUGUAGAAGGUCAGAGGUCAGAUACAGCAUUGUAACAGGAAAGCUUACAGAUCAGUCUGUAGCAUGUUACCCUGAUCAGAGCAUCAUAAAUGUAAGGAAAAUGUUUUCAUUUGUAACAUGUAAACAUUUUAUUUUCCGAAAUUUGAUACAUAAUUUAAAAAAAAAAUUAUUUUUCUUUUUAAAAUACUUUCAAAACAAGCAGUUAACUCAUAUUAAUCCCUCUCAAUUAUCCAUAUUACAACAAUUUGAAUGACAACCAAUGAAAAAUAGUACAAUCCAGGGUCAGGUCAAGAACAUAUUUUGAGUGUUUUCCCAUGGAAAUUAUGCCGAGAAGUUAAGGCAUCUUUCUGUCUUUAUCACUAGCCCUCAACCUCUGGGGUUUAGGUUCCAUACCUUCACGGGGCUUGCCAGGUAGGCCCACAGUCAGUGCUCUAGGAACACUGGCUUUCCUUCACCAUCUAAACCUUAAAAGACCCUGGUUGCUUAUACCAUAUAAAGAAACAAUAAGGGAGAUAAUUCAACAAAAUCUAGAAAUACAAAAGAUAUUGUGGUGUGAAAACAGAGGGUCAGUGUACCAGGUACAUAACGGAGUAUAUGGCCUCUCAACCAGCCGAUGGAACACACUGAUUAUCACACUUAAGAAGAACAGGUUCAGGUAUGUAUCGGUACUCGGCAGGAGUUUGGUUUUUUUUCCAGUUGUUUGUAGUGCAGUAGGAUGAAAGUCGGAAAAGAUUAAAAUUAGAUUGAUCAUCAUUAUGUUGGAGUAGUGAUGUAGUGUUAAGGACAGAGCAUCACAGUCUUGUAGGAGGUGUUCUGGUAACAGUUUUGUAGUCACGUGAUAUUACAUUUACUUAGUGGUGCUGGAGUAGAGACAAAAUCAUCCUCAAUUAUUAUACGGAUCAUAAUAGUGCUAUAACGCAUUACUUUAUUGAUUAAAAUCUAACAUGUUUUAAAUAAAUUAUUUACAAUUC